This is a messenger RNA of Podospora bellae-mahoneyi, 1152 nucleotides long. RefSeq lists its product as uncharacterized. The transcript is spliced from 2 exons. NCBI's taxonomy places the organism in Eukaryota, Fungi, Ascomycota, Sordariomycetes, Sordariales, Podosporaceae. Bases 134 to 1000 code for a protein of 288 amino acids. The record is from RefSeq and is a predicted model, not a curated record.
CGUCAUUCGGCGAGGGAUUCAUGAUGCUUCUUCCGAUAAAAGUAUCUAGGUAUCAAUCAACACGGCUUGCUUGCAUAGAAGUCCUGACAGUCAUUAAUACAAACCAACUAGAUUGUCGGCUGCAUCAAACACAAUGGGAAAACGCGCAAGGGAAUAUGACGAGGCCCCCGGUGAUCCGGGCUCAGCCUUCACUACUGUUCUCCUCAGCAUCAGCAACGGAUCCGAACCUCUAACCAAAGUCCCCGCUACUUCCGAACCAGAUCCUACAGCCACCCAAGUGCCAGCAGCCAAAAUCACCGAGUUGGAUCCUUCCCUCAUCACCACCACCAAGACCAACAAUCCCAUGCCCUGCUCCCUCCCACCGCACAAAGAACCAAUCACCUUCUCAUCCUACCAAGAAUACGAAUCUCACUACCGCAACGAACACACCAACCGCUGCCUCGAAUGCCGCAAAAACUUUCCUUCUUCCCAUCUCCUCAGCUUGCACAUCAGUGAAAAUCACGAUGUCUUCAUCCAAGUCAAGCGAGACAAGGGAGAGCGCACAUACACCUGUUUCGUAGAAACAUGCGAUAAAGUCUGUAUGACGCCACAAAAGAGGCAGAUGCACCUCAUCGCCAAGCACAUGUACCCCAAGAACUUCUUCUUUGGGGUCACGCGGUAUGGUAUUGAUGGGCGACGGUCGCUGCUGCUUGAUGAGAACAAGGAGGGCAGUGAUAAGAAAACCGACAGCAACGGCAACAGGAGGCCGAGUCUUGCGCCUGUCUCUUCAGAAUCCCAACAGCAGCACAGCCAAGACAGCACGCCACCUGUCAACACAGAAAAGCCAGUUUCAGCAGCCGCCAAACCCGAGGAUAACGAGAUGCAAGUUGAACCUGCUAGUUCUGAGCGCAAGCCGGAUGUGGAAAUGGAUCACAUCUCGACUGCCAUGUCGGCUCUCCAGUUCGUGCCAAGAGGCGUACGAUUUGGCCGUGGCAAAAGGGCCGGUUUCGCGAAACGAUAGUAUUUACUAUACUCCAAGUUGGACACUGUUUCAGCAUAAUAACACAAAGGCAGGUUGGAGUAGGUUACACCGUCACAUACCCAGUUGGAUCAAGUAUGAUAAACAAGAGACUCAGAGAGAUGAAUAUUGUACACAGUUAAUCGAGAUUCUCA